Molecule: messenger RNA, 1794 nt
Organism: Mauremys reevesii (Reeves's turtle)
Lineage: Eukaryota; Metazoa; Chordata; Testudines; Geoemydidae
Gene: EIF4A2
Product: eukaryotic translation initiation factor 4A2
Exons: 11
Coding region: 224-1447 (407 amino acids)
Biological process (GO): cytoplasmic translational initiation
Cellular component (GO): cytoplasmic stress granule
Molecular function (GO): translation initiation factor activity; RNA helicase activity; ATP binding
Source: RefSeq, a predicted model, not a curated record
CCCACGGGAAAUAUCACACCCGGUUUGAGUGGGGACAUCCGUGACACGGGAGAGCCCUAAACGGGGCAUAUUUGUGGCUUGGACUGUGGGGCGAUAUACAGAUCCCUCCGCGGCGAAAGGCGGCUCGAGUUCCGGCGGCUGCAUGCGUAUAUAAACCAGGCGCCGCGGAGGCGCUGCCUUUUCAGUUGAGGACAGAACAGAGGUGGGGGUUGGAGAGCGGAACAUGUCAGGUGGUUCCACGGAUUAUAGCAGAGACCAUGGCGGCCCAGAGGGAAUGGACCCUGAUGGUAUCAUUGAGAGCAAUUGGAAUGAAAUUGUUGACAAUUUUGAUGAUAUGAAUUUAAAAGAAUCCCUUCUCAGGGGUAUUUAUGCUUACGGUUUUGAGAAACCUUCAGCUAUUCAACAGAGAGCUAUUAUUCCAUGUAUCAAAGGGUAUGAUGUGAUUGCUCAAGCUCAGUCAGGUACUGGCAAGACAGCCACAUUUGCUAUUUCCAUCCUGCAGCAAUUGGAGAUUGAUCUCAAGGAGACCCAAGCACUAGUAUUGGCCCCUACCAGAGAACUGGCUCAACAGAUACAAAAGGUAAUUUUGGCUCUUGGAGACUAUAUGGGUGCAACUUGCCAUGCUUGUAUUGGUGGCACAAAUGUUCGUAAUGAGAUGCAGAAGCUUCAGGCUGAGGCUCCACACAUUGUGGUUGGAACUCCAGGUCGGGUGUUUGAUAUGUUAAACAGACGAUAUCUUUCACCUAAAUGGAUCAAGAUGUUUGUCUUGGAUGAAGCAGAUGAAAUGUUGAGCCGUGGAUUUAAAGAUCAAAUUUAUGAAAUUUUUCAAAAGUUAAGCACAAAUAUUCAGGUUGUAUUGCUGUCAGCCACCAUGCCAAUGGAUGUGUUGGAAGUGACCAAAAAGUUCAUGAGAGAUCCUAUACGUAUUCUGGUGAAGAAAGAAGAAUUGACCCUUGAGGGUAUCAAACAAUUCUAUAUUAAUGUUGAAAGAGAGGAAUGGAAGCUGGAUACUCUCUGUGACUUGUAUGAGACACUGACCAUUACACAAGCUGUUAUUUUCCUGAAUACAAGGAGAAAAGUGGAUUGGCUUACAGAGAAAAUGCAUGCGAGGGACUUCACAGUCUCUGCUCUGCAUGGUGACAUGGACCAGAAGGAACGAGAUGUUAUCAUGAGAGAGUUUAGAUCAGGAUCAAGCCGUGUCUUGAUCACUACUGACUUGUUGGCUCGUGGCAUUGAUGUGCAACAGGUUUCGUUGGUUAUAAAUUACGACCUGCCGACCAAUCGUGAAAACUACAUUCACAGAAUUGGACGAGGUGGUCGUUUUGGCAGGAAAGGGGUGGCUAUAAACUUUGUUACCGAGGAGGACAAAAGAAUUCUUCGGGAUAUUGAGACUUUCUACAAUACUACAGUGGAGGAGAUGCCUAUGAAUGUGGCUGAUCUCAUUUAAUCCCUGGGAUGAGAGCUUUUUUGAAUGCAGUGCUCGCUGUUGCUGAAUAGGCAAUUCACAACGUGCAUUGUGCUUCUUUCUUUGGGGAUAUAUUGAAUCUUGUCUCAAUGCUCAUAACGGAUCCGAAAUACAGAUUUUUUUUGAUCAGCGAAGCGACAUUUUUGUCGUGAGCUCUUGUGGUGAAAGCCAUUGGCUUUAUCCACUUUAGGGUUAGACUGUUGGGGUUGGGUGGAAAGUCAUGGGGUCUGUACAUUUUUUCUUAAAUUUAUUUCCUAGUUCAGUAGAAGUGGUUGUAUUAGAUGUUCUUUAUCAUUUGAUAAUUUACUUAUGGACUAAAAGAUAUAAGU